This is a messenger RNA of Acanthisitta chloris (rifleman), 1735 nucleotides long. Its product is annotated as ephrin type-B receptor 2. The record is from RefSeq and is a predicted model, not a curated record. Lineage: Eukaryota; Metazoa; Chordata; Aves; Passeriformes; Acanthisittidae. The transcript is spliced from 10 exons. The annotation marks the transcript as partial. Gene Ontology annotation, biological process: axon guidance; central nervous system projection neuron axonogenesis; angiogenesis. Gene Ontology annotation, cellular component: neuron projection. Gene Ontology annotation, molecular function: transmembrane-ephrin receptor activity; protein binding; ATP binding.
GAUCUGAGUGAGUUAAACUCCACCACAGUGAAGAGUCCCACGAACACCGUGGCAGUGCAGAACCUGAAGGCAGGCACCAUCUACGUGUUCCAGGUGCGCGCGCGGACGGUGGCCGGGUACGGCCGCUACAGCGGCAAGAUGUACUUCCAGACCAUGACUGAAGCUGAGUACCAGACCAGUGUCCAGGAGAAGCUGCCACUCAUCAUUGGCUCCUCAGCAGCAGGACUGGUGUUCCUCAUCGCUGUGGUUGUCAUCAUUAUUGUGUGCAACAGAAGAAGGGGCUUUGAGCGUGCAGACUCGGAGUACACCGACAAGCUGCAGCACUAUACCAGUGGCCACAUGACUCCAGGGAUGAAGAUCUAUAUUGAUCCCUUCACCUAUGAAGAUCCCAAUGAAGCUGUCAGGGAAUUUGCAAAGGAAAUUGAUAUCUCUUGUGUCAAAAUCGAGCAGGUGAUUGGGGCAGGGGAGUUUGGUGAGGUGUGCAGUGGGCAUCUCAAGCUUCCUGGCAAAAGAGAGAUCUUUGUGGCCAUCAAGACCCUCAAGUCUGGUUACACAGAGAAGCAGAGAAGGGACUUCCUGAGCGAAGCCAGCAUCAUGGGGCAGUUCGACCACCCCAACGUCAUCCACCUGGAGGGGGUGGUCACCAAGAGUUCUCCAGUCAUGAUCAUCACUGAGUUCAUGGAGAAUGGCUCACUGGACUCCUUCCUGCGGCAAAACGAUGGGCAGUUCACGGUGAUCCAGCUGGUGGGAAUGCUGAGAGGCAUUGCUGCUGGCAUGAAGUACCUGGCAGACAUGAACUACGUGCACAGGGACCUGGCAGCACGCAACAUCCUGGUCAACAGCAACCUGGUCUGCAAGGUGUCCGACUUCGGCCUCUCCCGCUUCCUGGAGGAUGACACCUCUGAUCCCACCUACACCAGUGCACUGGGUGGGAAGAUCCCGAUCCGGUGGACAGCACCUGAGGCCAUUCAGUACCGAAAAUUCACCUCAGCCAGCGACGUGUGGAGCUAUGGAAUAGUCAUGUGGGAGGUGAUGUCAUAUGGAGAGAGGCCCUACUGGGACAUGACCAACCAAGAUGUGAUCAAUGCCAUCGAACAGGACUAUCGGCUGCCUCCACCCAUGGAUUGCCCCAAUGCUCUGCACCAGCUGAUGCUUGACUGUUGGCAGAAGGAUCGAAACCACAGGCCCAAGUUUGGGCAGAUUGUCAACACCUUAGAUAAAAUGAUCCGAAAUCCAAACAGCCUGAAAGCCAUGGCACCUCUCUCCUCUGGGAUGAACCUUCCCCUCCUGGACCGCACAAUCCCAGAUUACACCAGCUUCAACACUGUGGAUGAGUGGCUGGAUGCCAUCAAGAUGAGCCAGUACAAGGAGAGCUUUGCCAGUGCUGGUUUCACCACCUUUGAUGUAGUAUCUCAGAUGACUGUAGAGGACAUUCUGCGAGUUGGGGUCACUUUAGCAGGACACCAGAAGAAGAUCCUGAACAGCAUCCAGGUGAUGAGAGCACAGAUGAACCAAAUCCAGUCUGUGGAGGUUUGAUAGCUGCAUCUCCUCCUCCUCUUCCUCAAGGCCCUGCUCCCCUUCACCCCUGUGUGUCCCAGCUCCAGUCCCUGAGUGCUCUGCAUGGACCAGGCACAGGCAGCUGCUCUGAGGCUCUUGGCAGCAGGAGGGAACAGCCUGUCCUCAGCAAGGAGAAGUUGCCAAGAGCUUCUGGAAUUUAAGCAAUGGAAAAAGGGAA